CUUACAGCCGCUGGUCUCGUGGCUGGCUGCUGACGGACAGGAAGUCGUCUCACGUCUGUCUGCAGAAAGCUAUUUCCAACAUGUUUGUCCGCCCCUGGAAACCUGCAGCAGCAUAAAGAAGCCUUUCACUAAGCCGCAGCAGUCAGUGUAUCCUGUUCUAUGUGAGUUUUUGACCACAGGCAGGAUCCGCAUAUGGGUCCGAGAGCUGCAGUCACGAGUUGUUCAGAACACGCUGUCACUUCCUACAAAGACUAACCAACACUCAGCUCCUGGAUCCUGCUUACAGGAGGAAGCUGGAUGUCUGAGUGUUAUACUUUCCCACUCCACGGUUUGCGUUGUUACCGAGACACAAAAUGCUUUCUUUGGAGCAGGUGAAGCAGAGUUUAGAGAGUGCAGGACAGUCUCACGUCCUGCAGUUCUGGCCGGAGCUGUGUGAGGUGGAGAGAGACACUUUGCUUCAGGAGCUGUCUCAGCUGGACCUUAAGGGACUGAAGGAGCACUGUGAAGGGGCUGCGGGGGCUGCUGCUUCCCCGUCUGACAGCCUGGAUCAACACAUAGAGCCGGUCCCUCCAGAGUCCAUCGGCAGCGUGAGGAAGAGUGACAAACACUCUCUGGAACAGUGGGAAAAUGAAGGGCUGUUGCAGAUCUCAGGGAAUCGAGUUGGAGUCCUCCUGUUGGCUGGAGGUCAGGGGACCCGUCUUGGUGUUCAGUAUCCCAAAGGGAUGUAUAACGUUGGGCUCCCAAGCCAAAAAACCUUGUAUCAAAUUCAGGCAGAGCGUAUUCACAAAAUCCAGGAGCUGGCCGACAGAAAGUAUGGCUCAAAAUGCACCAUUCCAUGGUACAUAAUGACCAGUGAGUUCACUCUGGCUCCCACUGAGAAGUUCUUAAAGGACAACAACUAUUUUGGUCUGGAGCCAUCAAACAUUGUUAUGUUUGAACAACGAAUGAUACCAGCAGUGACCUUUGAUGGAAAGGUCAUCCUGCAGGGUAAAGGGAAGAUAGCCAUGGCCCCAGAUGGGAAUGGUGGUCUGUACCAGGCACUGGUGGACAACAAGGUGCUGGAGGACAUGAAGAAGAAGGGAGUGGAGUACCUGCAUGUGUACUGUGUAGACAACAUCCUGGUCAAAAUGGCCGACCCUGUGUUUAUUGGGUUCUGCGUGAGCAAAGGGGCUGACUGCGGAGCCAAGGUGGUGGAGAAGGCAUACCCUACUGAGCCAGUGGGCGUGGUUUGCAGGGUCCGAGGCGUCUCUCAGGUUGUGGAGUACAGUGAGAUUCAGCCAGAGACAGCUGAGCUCCGAGGACCUGGAGGGGAGUUGGUGUACAGUGCUGGAAACAUCUGCAAUCACUUCUUUACCAGGGCUUUCCUGCAGGAAGUGACAGAGACAUUUAAAGAUCAACUGAAACAACAUGUUGCACUGAAGAAAGUGCCUUUUGUGGACUCGUGUGGGAAUCAAGUUACACCCACCAAACCCAAUGGCAUAAAGAUGGAGAAAUUUGUUUUUGAUGUCUUUUCAUUCUCAAGGAGCUUUGUUGUGUUUGAGGUUGUGAGGGAGGAUGAGUUUUCCCCUCUGAAAAAUGCAGACGGAGCAGCAACAGACAGCCCGACUACAGCGAGAAACUCUUUGCUGGCUCAACACUGCCGCUGGGCCAUGGCUGCAGGAGCUACACUUUUGGAUGAACAUGGGAAUACCCUUCCUCCUAUGGCCAGUGUAUCAGCAGGGAACAAUCCUCCAGCACAAUGUGAGAUUUCACCACUGCUCUCCUACUUUGGAGAGGGCCUGGAGCAGCUGCUGAAGGGAAGAACACUGCCAACUCCCUUCAUUCUGGAUGAAAAAAGGGCCAAAGAGCUUCAGGCUCAGUAACAUUACUCUGAUUAAGAGAGUAUUGUGUGACGGCAGCAGAUAGUCCAGUGCCGUACAGUACAGGAGUAUGGAAUGGAGAUGGAUGUGUUUGGAUAGUUUCAGCCCAAAAAUAUACAACUGUUUAAAUUAAUUUUUGAACUGUAUAAUCAUGUCACACUGUAAUUGAUGAAAUUAUCUCAUUUUAAGGAAAAGCUUCCACCUUUAAAAUAAAUAAUUAUGGGACUAGCAAUG
Epinephelus lanceolatus (giant grouper) is the source of this 2093-nucleotide messenger RNA. RefSeq names its product UDP-N-acetylglucosamine pyrophosphorylase 1 like 1 (gene uap1l1). Gene Ontology annotation, biological process: UDP-N-acetylglucosamine biosynthetic process. NCBI's taxonomy places the organism in Eukaryota, Metazoa, Chordata, Actinopteri, Perciformes, Serranidae. Gene Ontology annotation, molecular function: UDP-N-acetylglucosamine diphosphorylase activity. The record is from RefSeq and is a predicted model, not a curated record.